UAACAAUUGCCAAAAAUAAGAAAAGAUAAAAAAAUAUAUCGAGAUACGCCGCCAACAUUCCGGAGGAGGACGGUGUCUCGCUGCAGCAGAUCAAAGCGCACGCAGCCAGCCAGCCCCACUUCCCUCCUUCUACUUUGCCGAUGUUCCAUGCGCCCACACUUUUCCCAAUUCUUCGACACUCAUUUUCUCUCUCCUCCACUCUCAAACUGUGCUCUAAAGGGUUUUGAUUUUGGUGAUGAUAUAUGAAAGUUUGAUUGAUUGAUUGAUAGAGUGAGAUUUUUUUAAUUUAAUUUUGAUAAUUGAAGAUGGCUUAUAGGCGUAGUGUUUGUACUCGAGCUACCCUUUUAGCUAAACGAAUCAAUCCUAGUUUUAGCUACAUUUCCCAUGACCAUGAUAAAAACAAUGAUAAACAUGAAUCACCAUCGUCAAGGAGUAAAAUCGAUGAUUUUUUAGCCCAAAGGAGGUCUUUUGGGACUUAUACCAACAAUUCCAUGGCAACCCGUAGCUUAUUUCAACAUCAGAGGUCGUUUUUCCCUGGACAUGGAAAUGGGGGUAUUAGUUUUCGUAGAUAUAUGUCAACUUCGAUUGGUGAAGAUUCGGAGAAGGUUGGUUUUAUUAGUGAUGUUGCUGGGGUUAUUAGUGAUUCCACGGUGGAGGCGGUUGCUUCUCAGGCUCCUGUUCUGAGUGAAGUCGCGACUGCUGCUGCGGAUUCUGCUAUUCCAGUUGCUGCUUUGCAGUAUUUGAUUGACAGUGUUCACUCGUUUACUGGUUUAAAUUGGUGGGCUUCAAUAGCUCUUACGACUUUAAUGAUUCGUGGGAUGACUGUUCCGUUCCUGAUAAGUCAGCUCAAAGCCACCGCCAAGUUGACGCUUAUGAGGCCACGUCUUGAGGAAAUCAAGGCAGAGAUGGAAUCCUCGGGUAAUGUCAUGGAAGGGAAACAGAAGAUGAAUGUGAUAUUCAAAGAAUAUGGUGUUACACCAUUUACUCCGCUUAAGGGGCUUCUCAUUCAAGGUCCUGUCUUCAUCAGUUUUUUCUUAGCUAUAUCGAAUAUGGCAGAAAAGGUUCCAUCAUUUAAAAAUGGUGGAGCUUUUUGGUUUACUGAUCUGUCAAUUCCGGAUGCUAGGUAUAUCCUUCCUGUUUUGACAGCAAUGACUUUUCUGAUUACUGUGGAGUUCAAUAUGCAGGAAGGUAUGGAAGGUAAUCCUGUUGCUAGCACCAUGAAAAAGUUUUCAAGAGGGCUUGCAGUUCUUACUGUUCCAUUCACCAUGAACUUUCCACAGGCUAUAUUUUGUUAUUGGAUUACAUCUAAUAUCUUCUCAUUCACAUAUGGAGCUGUGCUUAAAAUUCCUGGUUUGAAAAAGGCCUUGGGAGUCCCUAAUAUACCGGUGCCACCCCCUGGCACCGCACAAAACACACCUGCCUUCUCCCUCUUAGAAGCGAUAAAAAAAGCAGCUGCAGCCUCUCGGCCAAAAAUUCCUGCUCCCGUAUCCUCAUCUGCUGAUCAAGCAAAACCUGUCGAUGGAAAAACAACAUCGUCAUCAUCAUCAACGUCAUCAUCUGCAGUUCUUAGUCAACGGCUUAAAAGUUUAGAGAGACAAGUGAAGCAGAAGAAGAAAAACAAGAAACGGUGAUUGUGUUCUUCGAUCUCUAAGUUCUACCAUCCUGAUUUUUGGUAUGGAAUUUUCAUCAACCUUUUGUCAUAGAAUAAGUGUAUCAUUAUUAUUAGAGAGGUUUACUCACUAGUUGCAAAUAGCGAUAUUUUUUCCCAAUACUGCUAGAAGUUAGGAUACGACAGGAUGUCUUAUUAACAAAUUUUGCAUAACAAUCAUAUUUCAUGAUGUAUUCUGUCUGUUGGGGAGGUUUUUACAGACAACAGGUGGAAGUAUCAGAGCAUGUUCUCUGGUUGUAAACGUGAGAAUAAUUUUUUGGAUCGAAUGAUUAAACGUUGCUACAUUUUCCC
Spinacia oleracea (spinach) is the source of this 1960-nucleotide messenger RNA. RefSeq names its product mitochondrial inner membrane protein OXA1. Gene Ontology annotation, biological process: protein insertion into mitochondrial inner membrane from matrix. The transcript is spliced from 10 exons. NCBI's taxonomy places the organism in Eukaryota, Viridiplantae, Streptophyta, Magnoliopsida, Caryophyllales, Amaranthaceae. The record is from RefSeq and is a predicted model, not a curated record. Gene Ontology annotation, molecular function: membrane insertase activity. Gene Ontology annotation, cellular component: mitochondrial inner membrane. Bases 306 to 1631 code for a protein of 441 amino acids.